AUGUCAAUAUGUCGACGAUACAUAAAAUCAAUUAAAAAAUGUAUACCAGCUAGUCGUAUUAUUACAAACAUGCUCGAUCAGAUUCCAGUAAAAUGUUCAACAUGUGAACAGACAUCAUUAACACGUGGAAAUUUUAAUGAUCAUAUAAAUAAAACUUGUCCAAAUAUUAAUAUACCAUGUUCAGCCAGUAAUAUAAAAUGUCCUUGGAUAGGAUUACGUCAUGAAUAUGAAACACAUUUAUCAACAUGUAAAUAUGAAGCAUUACGCCUAGUACUUACCCAACUGAUCAGUGACAAUGAACAACUUCGGGAAGUAAACCAAAAACUAAAUUCUCAACAUAAAAAAAUGAAUAUUCAUAUGCAACAAGUUCUUGCUGAAAAUCAAGAAUUUAAUCUUGAAAAUCAAAAACUUAAUCUAGAAAUUCGAAAACUUAACCUUGAUAAUAAAAAAUUACAUAUUGAAAAAGAACAAAUUUAUUUUCAAAAUCAACAACUGAACGAUGAAAUUCAAGAAGUUCGUCAAGAAAAUCAAUGGUUAAUACUUAAACAACAACAACUAACCCAAAUGGAACAACAAAUUAUUCGAUUUAAUCAACUUAGAAACAAAACAUUAAGUAUUCAAUUUAUGUCGAUGUAA
This is a messenger RNA of Rotaria sp. Silwood1, 636 nucleotides long. Lineage: Eukaryota; Metazoa; Rotifera; Eurotatoria; Philodinida; Philodinidae. The record is from the annotation of a GenBank genome assembly.